This is a messenger RNA of Loa loa (African eye worm), 1109 nucleotides long. RefSeq lists its product as hypothetical. The coding region runs from base 22 to 957 and encodes 311 amino acids. Gene Ontology annotation, biological process: negative regulation of TOR signaling; activation of GTPase activity. The transcript is spliced from 7 exons. The record is from RefSeq and is a predicted model, not a curated record. Gene Ontology annotation, molecular function: GTPase activator activity. Lineage: Eukaryota; Metazoa; Nematoda; Chromadorea; Rhabditida; Onchocercidae.
CACAUUUCAGGAAUUGGUAAUAUGGAUCGGUCAAAUAAUUUCCGUACCAACUUUGUUGGCCGCAUGGUUGGAGACAAAGCGGAAUGCAGUCGAUUCCAGAUUGAAGAACAAAUCCUACGCGAAGAUUCUGACGUUGACCUGACAAAGUUAGCACAGUUCGCCUUCAAACAUUAUGUGCCCAAAAUUCACCGUGUACCAAUUUGGAAAUUGUUGCUGAGAGUGUCGUCAACUGCACCGGAAGUGAGAAAAGACAUCACGGAACAUCGAAUGCAAGAAGCAGAAGUCUUAUUGUCAUCACUUCGCACGAUGAGAUUAAAUACUGAAAGGUCAGAUAAUGGUAAAGAAUUGGAUGUGGAGUAUCAUCCAACAGCUGUUGAUAUUGUGCGAAUGAUUCAACUCGGAAAUGAGACUACCAUAACGCACAGCAGUCACCAUGCCAUGGAAAUGGAUUUUCAGGCACAGUUAGCGAUAGCCAAACAAAUGUCAAUGAUUUGUGAAUCAAAUUGGGUCGACAUUUACUGGCUGACAAAGGUCUUCGACGAAUUGUUAUCUCAUAUAUUUACUCAAAAAAUCCUCACAGAGGUUGUCGAUAACCUAAAAAACCAACUUGUCAAGGCUUAUGCAGAAAUGGGGAAUGUUGAUGAACACAUUUGGGAAAAUAUGCCAAUGAAUUUUUGGAUACGAUGUGGUGGAGCAGUUGUGUUUGAUCAUGAACCCUUGUUAAAUUUAUGGGAUAAAGUAUGCAGUUCUGCUGAUUGUGGCGUAAUCAAAUUAUUAUCUACAGUGAUCUACAAUUAUCUUAUUGAACUGAAACCGUAUCUGCCAAAACUGCAGAUCAAUGAUUUUGCGUUAGGCAAAGGGAUCUUGUCAGUCAAGACUCAAAAUGCUAUCAUCAAAACUUCCAUUGAUAGUGUACUUCAGUCAGGAAGAUUUUGUUCCAAAAAAUAUGAAAUAUGAUAGGAUGGUUCAAACAAUAAGACAUUGGAAAUGAAAAAAAAAAAAAAACUAUUUACCUCCCCCUUAAUUAUUAUACUGUUUAAUGAAUUAUAUGAUGUACUUUUUUGUGGCAUAAAAAGUCCUUCCAAUGAUUUUCAAAUUUUGUUUAUUCC